AUGAGGCAGCAGUGGGAAGAUGAGAAGCGUCAACCGCUCGGGGAGAAUGCUGUUCUCCAAGACGCUGCGAAUCGACUGGACACACAGGUCCGCGACACCAAGAGAGACCUCAAGAAGCUUGCGGACACGGGCAAAGCCGUCGAGCAUGCACGAGCCAGCAUCCAACAGGAACUAGACAACGCGAGGCGUGUCAUCGACAAGCUAGAUAAUGAGCUCAUGGCCGAGCGCGGGCGGCUGAGAACCUCGUCAACAGUGCAAUCUCGUGUGCAGCGAGAGAAGGAGCAGGUCGCUUAUCAGCUGCGGCGGACAGAAUCCGAUAUGACCGACGUUGGGAGCCAGCUGCAGACACUCAAGCAGGAGAACCAAGAGCUCUCAAGUCACUUACGAUCGAGUUCUGUCGCAGAGCAGAAGGCCCGUCUCUUCGAGAGCAAGGUCUCCGAGAAUGCAGAGAUGAUCGAGCAGCUGCGGUACGAAUGUUCCCUGUUCCCUGCUCGCGGCCGAACACAGGGAGCUCCAGCGCGGUACUCAAGAUCUCAGAGGUACGCUCUAACAUCACCUUGCUGGGCUACCUCUCCUGAUCAGUAG
This is a messenger RNA of Rhodofomes roseus, 585 nucleotides long. RefSeq lists its product as uncharacterized. The record is from RefSeq and is a predicted model, not a curated record. The transcript is spliced from 4 exons. NCBI's taxonomy places the organism in Eukaryota, Fungi, Basidiomycota, Agaricomycetes, Polyporales, Fomitopsidaceae. Bases 1 to 585 code for a protein of 194 amino acids.